UUGUUGGACGAGCUUGAAAAGAACGGAAUUCGUGGGACUGGAACUGUUAUGAAAAAUCGGAUUCCUGCUGAUGUGCGCCAUUUACUGAUAAAUGACACAGAACUUAAGAAACAAGGGCGAGGAAGCAGCCAAGUGAUCGUCCGAAAUGAUGACAAUAUAGCGUUUACGAAAUGGUACGAUAAUAAACCUGUUUUGUUUUUAUCAUCUGUUGAAGCGAACUUCGAAUCUGACGAGUGUCGACGCUGGUGCAAGAAAACUAAAGUUUAUGUGACCGUACCACGCCCCAGGGUAGUGAGACAAUACAACCAGGAAAUGGGAGGAGUCGAUCUUGCCGACCGUCUUUUGGCUCUAUGUCCCUAUCGCUAUAGGACCCGAAAAUGGACACAACGUUUUUUCGCCUCAAUGGUUGAUUUAGCUAUAAGCAACUCCUGGAUACAGUACAAAAAAGAUCAAUUGAAAGCUUUGGUUCCUUUAAAAAAAUUCAGCAACUACGAGCUUUCAAAAUGGAGCUGGGCGAAUAUUUCAUUGAGGCCUACAGUUAUACUAACACAGAAGCUACUGACUCAGAAAAGAAUAACUGACCUCUAG
Parnassius apollo (apollo) is the source of this 588-nucleotide messenger RNA. The record is from the annotation of a GenBank genome assembly. Lineage: Eukaryota; Metazoa; Arthropoda; Insecta; Lepidoptera; Papilionidae.